AAAAUCUAUUCAAAAUUUGUAAUAUUAAUUAUAUAAUGAAUCAUUGUGGUGAUUACUUUCAACUCUCUGACACUGACAACCAGAAUAUACAAGCCAUAAAAAAUAAAUGGCGAUUCUAGAGUAACUCUAUGCAUGGGCAACCAUAAUUAAAAAUAUAAUUUGAAGAAUAACGUCAAAGAUCAUUUCAAUUGCCUGAUGUUUUUAUGACAACCAGAUAAAAUUAACAUAAAGUUUAACAUAAUCAUAAGACUUAGUAAUCAUUUCAUGAAAUUCCUAAAAAGUUUAGAAAAGGUAGUAAAAUAAGCUUAAGCAGUCUCGAAGUUUCUCCAAAAAUUCUUCUGUAAAAUAAAAGUAGAGAUGAGAAAUUUAAAGAAUUAUAAGAUUUACAAUAGAGUUAUUCUUAAUAUAAGUAUAUCAUUUAUAAUUAUUUUGAACAGAAAAUAAUUUCAUAAAGUUAAGAAUUAGCAAUAGCCUGAAAAAUAGAGUACACCAUUGACUUCAUAACAAGAAUCAUUAUUUAUUUACAAUGGUGUUAAGCUACCAUAUAGUUUAUACAUGAUAAAUAGGAAUAGAUAAUUGGCUAUUAAUAAUCUAAUGUAAAAUGCAAAUCCUCAAGUGUAAGAAUAAUCUAAAUAACAAAUUGAGAUGAUAAAUAAUUAAAUAAAAAAAGUUCGUAAUAUUGGCUCAUAUUUAAGGAAGUGAACAUUAGAAUAGACAGAAAGUGAAAGAGUACAAAAGUCGAUCUUUUUUGUUUAAUGCUUAUUAUUCAAUGUUGUGUGUAAACUAAGACUCCAAGAAGCGUUUAAAGAAGAUUAUCUAGGGUAAAUUUCCUAUGGAGUCUAGAUUCCAGCAAUUAUGA
Messenger RNA from Paramecium sonneborni, 859 nucleotides. The record is from the annotation of a GenBank genome assembly. NCBI's taxonomy places the organism in Eukaryota, Ciliophora, Oligohymenophorea, Peniculida, Parameciidae.